Caenorhabditis elegans is the source of this 100-nucleotide messenger RNA. The record is from the annotation of a RefSeq genome assembly. Lineage: Eukaryota; Metazoa; Nematoda; Chromadorea; Rhabditida; Rhabditidae.
UUCAGACAAAAUGAGUGCCAAAUCUCUCGCAAAGGCUGCCUCAAAGCCUCGGCAUCAAUCCACUCCGUUCCCAAAAACGGAACAGAUUGGUUUUCAACUG